This is a messenger RNA of Mycena indigotica, 423 nucleotides long. RefSeq names its product COX5A subunit VA of cytochrome C oxidase. Bases 1 to 423 code for a protein of 140 amino acids. Gene Ontology annotation, biological process: mitochondrial electron transport, cytochrome c to oxygen. The transcript has 2 exons. Gene Ontology annotation, cellular component: mitochondrial inner membrane. The record is from RefSeq and is a predicted model, not a curated record. Lineage: Eukaryota; Fungi; Basidiomycota; Agaricomycetes; Agaricales; Mycenaceae.
AUGCGAGCCCAACUCGUCGCCACCACUCUGCGUGCUGCAGCGCGGCCCACACUCGCGAAAACAGCCUCCCGUCUGGUCGCUCUCCCCACCCGUUCAUAUAGCGACCACCCGGCCGAGACUUUCGAAUCCUUCACCCAGCGUUAUGUCGAAUUCUUCAACCAAGCUGAGGACGUCUUCGAGGUUCAGCGCGGCCUCAACAACUGCUUUGCUCAUGAUUUGGUUCCUGCCCCUUCCGUCAUUGACGCUGCUGUUCGCGCCUCCCGACGCGUAGACGACUUUGCCACCGCUGUCCGCAUCUUCAACGGCGUAAAGGUCAAGGUGGAAAACAAGAAGCAGUACCAGGAGUAUCUUGAUGAGCUCAAGGGGCUGAGGGAAGAGCUUGGCAUCACGCUGGAGGAGGAGCUGUAUCCCGAGACGUCAUGA